AUGGGUGUUGCCGCCUUCACGACCAUCUUUAUGUGGGGGCCGUUCCUGUACGCUGCCACGCUCAUCCUUCACCAGUAUCUACGACUACGACACAUCCCCGGCCCCCCCUCUGCCGGAUUCUCCCCUUGGUGGCUUUUACGUGCCGUGUAUAGCGGUAGCAUGCACCUCAAGUUCUACGAGGCCGGCCUCAAAUAUGGAUCUCUUGUUCGCGUCGGUCCAAACGACGUUGUGACGAGCGACCCGGACCUCAUGAGGCAUAUGCUCGGCGUGCGCACCAAGUAUACGCGUUCAGACUGGUACAACGCGAUGCGACUAGAU
This is a messenger RNA of Colletotrichum abscissum, 318 nucleotides long. RefSeq names its product cytochrome P450. The transcript is spliced from 2 exons. NCBI's taxonomy places the organism in Eukaryota, Fungi, Ascomycota, Sordariomycetes, Glomerellales, Glomerellaceae. The record is from RefSeq and is a predicted model, not a curated record. Gene Ontology annotation, molecular function: oxidoreductase activity, acting on paired donors, with incorporation or reduction of molecular oxygen; monooxygenase activity; heme binding. The annotation marks the transcript as partial.